AUGAACGAUCCAGUAGAAAUUGUUGAUAUUGGCUUGACUGAUCUUUCGUGGGCGGAAUUUAUAAAGUCUCGUGCUUUAUAUAGCUUCACAAGCUCUAGCAUAACAGAACGUCUUGAAUUUCUGAACCAUUCUUUAAUACCUCGAAUAAAAGCUGGAGGUCUGUCCGAUAAAACACUUGGAAGCUUACUUUACCUAGUGUUCCUUACUUACUCAAGAUAUAAUGACAGACCUUCGCGUUCCGCAAUGAUAAAUGUAUUAAAAGAACUUAAUAAUUGGAAUUCAUACCAAUUCCUAUUGUCAUUUGUUCCAUUGAUUGUCAAGGAAACUAAUAAAUUGAAUCAAAAGAGUCCCGAUGGUACCACUUAUACGACUUCCUCCGUUAACCGGUUUGUUCUUCUCACAUGGACCAAUUUGUUGAUCACAUUUGCUUUGUCGAAAAAUUCAACGCUAGAUUCUUCUUAUUGGAGGGAUUUAGUAGACGUUCAAGCGAUUCUAUUACAUUCGUUAGUAAGCGAAAAUGAGAAACGAAAAAAUAUAAAACGUAGUGCAUUGUUCGAUGUUAGACGAACAAUUCGCAAUAAUGCAUCACACAUUCCCUCAUAUAUUUCUUAUUUGAUAUCUAAUGUGAAAGCAUGCAACCCUGUUUAUAGGAAUGCUGUAUUAUUGGGAACUGUCAUUGACUGCUCCUUGAGACUUAGAAAGGGCAUUGGCAAAUCUUACGUUGAGAAUGGAAAAGUUCGUGAAGACAUAAUACAAUAUUAUAUCACGGCUAUUAUUUCAUCGAAGACCCCAGUGCCAAAGAUAUCAGCGGAUGCAUUACAUGAUUUCAUUAACGUUAUGGUCACUGAAGAAGAUUUUAAGAUCAAAAUUACGCCCGUUUUAGAGAAACAACUUCUUAGAGCGCCAGAAAUCUUAUUAAAUGUUUUAAUAAGUCUUUUUAAAUCUGUAUCCUUCGAUGUGUCAAAUGUUUUUAAGAUGCAAUCACUAUUCAAUCAUGUACAAUCUACCAACAAAACAAUACAAACGGAUGCUGCAGAAUUGUUGAUUAUCUUAAUUGAAAAAAGUUCGAGAGAAGAAGUUCUUAUAAAUAAUGUUAAGGACAUUUUGCAGGCAUUAACAGGUGGAAAGGUGACUACCCCAGAGCAUCGUGUUAUUUUGUUACAAGCUCUUUCUCAUGUUCGCCAAUCACCCGAUGUUGUUAAAACUGUAAUUGAUGGACUUUUGCCUAUUGUUUCUAAAGAAAAUAAUGAAUCUUCUUUAUCUAAAGCGAUUGAAAUAUUGGGAUUACAUGCUGGAAUUUUACUGAGUUCUGAACAUGAGAAGUCAUUUCUGGAAAAAAUCGUGAAGUCCGCAGUAGAUGGAUUGUCUAGUUCAAAAGUUGGUACUAGGAAAGCCUGGGCGAUCGCUAUUGGUAGAAUGGUUUGGGAAGUAACUGAAUCUCCCACGAAUUCGAUGAAAAAAUUUGUGUACAAGUCUCUUACACAACUUAUACCAACGAUGGGGAAAAUUCAAUCGAACCCUCUUACUUUCACUGGAGGACCAAUUGAAGGAUAUGUUACUAUUGCAAUUGCAAUUGGCAAGGCCAAAAAUUGGAACGAUGAUAUAAUUGAUGAUUUAAUAAACGCAAAAAAAUUUACUCAAAACAUUUUAAUAACGUCACCGAAACCUUCUUUUUUACUUUGGGACAAAAUUUACUCCAAAUUAAAUACUUAUGAAGAAGGAUUUUGGUUGAUCCGUGCACUUGAAGGAGUUUUACUUGAUAGGGAUGAAGCCUUGUUACAAAAUAAUGAUGCACAAAUAUUCUUAUCUACGGCCUUUAUUUAUUUGAUAACAUCAUCUAAUCACCGAAUACGUCGUGAAGCGUAUAAUUCUCUAAAAAGGUGUACUCAAAAUAAUGCUGAAACUGUUGGAAUGAUUUUUCGUAAAGGAUUGUCACAAUGGGUACUCAAUCUUGAGAAAAAUGUUAAAGAUUCUACGGCAGUACUGUUGUCAGGAUCUGCUCAUUCUGAUCCUAUAGUAAAUGCGUACCGACUUUCACAAGUGCUUACGGCUAUUGCCACUUUCUCUAAAGAAGAGGAUAAUUACAAAAUUGAAUCUUCACUUGUCGAGUUGAUUAUUUUAGCACAUCAUCCAUCAAUUGUAUCACCUAAUAACAAAUACAAUUGGAUUUCAUUGAUUCAAAGAGCUCAUGUUGAUCCUGGAAAACUUGUUGAAAAUUAUUCAGGUCGUCUUCGACAAAUAGUUCAAGAAAAUAUUGAGAUUGAUCAUGAGCAAAAACAUUUUUAUAAAGCUGCUAUGUCAGCUAUUGCUACUAUUACUUUUAUUUCUCCAGAAACAAUAAUACCUUUAUUCUUAACACAAUGUCACAGAGAUUUGGAUGCCUCAUUGUUUGAUAAUAUAGGAGAAAAUGAUGUUGACAUUUGGAAAACUUCAGAAGGAACUUUAUUUAUUGAUGUUCUCAAACGUAAUAAGAAGAAUAUUGUUGAAAAUCGUAAUCGAAAAGAUUAUCAAACAGAAAAAUGGGAACGUGAGUUACGUGAAUCAAUUGCCAAAAAGAAAGGUGACUCUUCAAAUACUCCUAAACUUACAAAGGAGGAACAGUCCGCAGUAGACGCCCAAUUAACAAAAGAAUCCGAAAUACGUAAAAAUAUGGAAAUACUUUGUUUGAAAUUAACAAGAGGUCUCGAUAUUGUGGAUGCAUUAGUCGAGGGAAAUUCUGAAGCUGUAGAAAAACAUAUUGUAGAAAUUAUGAGAAUUUUAAUCAAUGUUGUACAAAAAGGAGGUCCUUUGAUUGGUGAUAAAGGUGUCAACACAUAUUUACGAAUUAAUAAGUGCACAUCAGAAAAAAUUGAGAAUAUUCGUGAUUUUAUCGGUUUAGCAACUCUUCGUACUAUGAGUGUUAAGGAAGUUCCUGAAAGAUGGCUUCAUGAGCCAUUGGACAAUCUUGUUACUCGUGUUCUUUAUCGUCUUAGAUUUAUAACUGAACGUUCAUUACUACCCCCUUCAUCUUUUUCUUAUUGCUUUCCACUAAUUCACCAAGUUGUUAAAAAAGGUGGCAUUAAAAAUGAUGAUGAUGAAGAGAAGGAUGUGAUGGAUCAAAUUGCUCUCGGAUUAGAUGUUAUAUAUUUCCAUUCGUCGAUUGGGUUUUCACCUUUACUACCUCGAACAGAAAUGAUUCUGAUUCUUCUGCAAAUUAUUAAAGAGUAUCCUAAAUUGAAUAAAUUAGCAAGAACAGCUUUAGUAAGUUUGUGUGAAGCCAUUGGUGACACUGCAGGGAGGAAAGAAUUUGAUGCAUUACUUAAUGGAUUAUUAUCCUCUGAACCAUUCGUUCGUCACGCUUCUUUACAAGCAUUGGAUUAUUUGGAUCUUACUGAGAUUGACUUUUCUUGUGAACUAUGGGUUGCAUGUCAUGAUGAAGAUGAGAAUAAUGCCAAGCUGGCAUCAGUAUUAUGGGAAGACAACGGAAUGGAUGUUGAACCAUGUUAUGCAUUGGAAUUAAUACCUUUAAUAACUCACGAUGAAAAAUAUGUUCGAGUCGCUGCUUCCAAAGCGAUAGGUAAUGCUGCCAAGUACUUUCGAGAUUCAAUGACAGAUACGUUAAAUUUAAUUUACGAUCAAUAUAAAGAGAAGGCCACCCCAAUCAAGCCAGAAUAUGACGAUUUUCGUAUGUUAAGACCAGAAUCUUUAGAGAAAAAUAAAGAUCCUUGGGAAGCUCGGGUUGGAUUGGCGCUUGCUCUUAGUGAACUCGCGCCAUGUAUGAGAUCUUCGGAUUUAAUUCCGUUCUUUGAAUUCCUUAUCAACGAUGAAGCUGUUGGUGAUAUCCAUGCACAAGUUCGACAAAAAAUGUUAGAAGCUGGGUUAGCCGUAAUUAAUGAACAUGGAGCCAAAAAUGUUACAUUAUUAUUACCAGUGUUAGAAAAUUAUUUAGAUAAGCCGGCUGUACCUACUGAAACACAUGAUCGAAUACGCGAAUCUGUUGUUAUCUGGCUUGGAGCUUUAGCUCGGCAUUUAAAUCCUACAGAUGCAAUGAUUCCAAUUGUAAUAGAUAAACUAUUAGAUACGUUAAAAACUCCUUCAGAAUCUGUCCAAGCAGCAGUUGGUGAUUGUUUACCACCAUUAAUUAAAUUAAUGAAAGAUAAUACUCCAAGUUUAAUCGAGGGACUACUUAAUCAGUUAUUCCGUGCUGAAAAAUAUGCGGAACGAAGAGGUGCUGCAUUUGGUUUAGCUGGCGUUGUUAAAGGCACGGGUAUUUCAGCUUUAAAAGAUUGUAACGUUAUGACAUCAUUAAAAGGGGCAGUUGACAACAAAAAGGAUUAUAAAUAUCGACAAGGAGCUCUUUUUGCUUUUGAAACAUUGUCACAAUCUUUGGGUCGUCUUUUUGAACCUUAUAUUAUUCAGAUACUUCCUUUGCUUUUAGUUUGUUUUGGAGACACGCAUCCUGACGUUCGAGAAGCAACUUCAGAUGCUGCAAGAGUAAUAAUGAGUAAAAUUAGUGGACAUUGUGUCAAACUUAUUCUUCCUUCAUUAUUAGCAGGAUUAGAUGAUAGACAAUGGCGAACAAAGAAGGGUUCAGUUGAAUUAUUGGGUUCAAUGGCUUUUUGCGCUCCUAAACAACUUUCCAUUUCUCUUCCAACAAUUGUUCCACGGUUAACGAAUGUACUUACAGAUUCGCAUACUAACGUUCAGUCUGCUGCUAAUGAAGCAUUAUUACGUUUCGGUGAAGUUAUUAGUAAUCCUGAAAUUCAAGCUUUAGUACCAAUCUUACUUAAAGGCCUGAGUGAUCCUGAUAAGCAUACUAAUGCUGCGUUAGAUUCAUUAUUAGAAACUGCUUUUGUACAUUAUAUUGAUGCUCCUUCACUAGCAUUGGUAAUGCCAAUUCUUGAACGUGGAUUAAAAGAACGAGGAACAGAGAUCAAAAAAAAGUCUUCCCAGAUUGUUGGUAAUAUGGCAUCUCUUACUGAUGUCAGAGAUAUUAUCCCAUAUUUGCCCAGACUUUUACCUGGUCUCAAAGAAGUAUUAGUCGAUCCAGUACCGGAUGCUCGCGCUACAGCAGCAAAAGCACUUGGUACUAUGGUUGAAAAACUUGGCGAGGACAAAUUUCCUAACCUUGUCAAUGAACUUGUACACACGCUUAAAUCUGAUACAAGUGGUGUUGAUCGACAAGGUGCUGCUCAAGGUCUUAGUGAAGUAUUAGCGGGAUUAGGUCUUGAACGACUUGAUGGACUUUUACCAGAAAUAAUUAAUAACACUAGUAGCCCAAAAUCCUAUGUCCGAGAAGGAUUUAUCUCAUUGCUCAUUUACCUUCCCGCAACUUUUGGCCUUCGGUUCCAACCCUAUCUUGGACGAAUUAUCCCACCAAUUUUAUCUGGUCUUGCGGAUGAAUCCGAAUAUGUACGGGAUGCUUCACUUCGAGCAGGUCAAAUGAUCGUAGCAAAUUAUGCAACAAAAGCUGUGGACCUCUUACUUCCUGAGUUAGAAAGAGGAUUAUUUGAUGAUAAUUGGAGGAUUAGGCAAAGUUCUGUACAACUUAUGGGAGAUUUACUUUAUAGAAUUACAGGUAUUAGUGGUAAAACUGAUAUUGAUGGAGAAGAAGAAGAAGAAACAGGUGGUACAGAGGCAAAUAGAAAGGCUUUACUUCAAAUUCUUGGUAAAGAAAGACGUGAUCGUCUACUGGCUGCUUUAUACAUCGUAAGACAAGAUGUUUCUGGUAUUGUUCGACAAGCAUCAGUUCACGUAUGGAAAGCUAUUGUAUCUAACACUCCUCGUACCGUCAAAGAUAUACUUCCAAUAAUGAUGGGAAUGAUCAUCCGUAGCCUUGCAAGUCCUAGCUAUGAGAGGCGUCAAGUGGCUGGUCGAACACUGGGAGAGCUUGUUCGUAAAUUAGGUGAAAGUGUUUUAUCAGAAAUUAUACCAAUUCUUGAAGAAGGUUUAGAAUCUCAAGAAGCAGACAUGAGACAGGGCGUCUGCAUUGGUCUAAGCGAAGUAAUGAGUACGGCAGGGAAAUUUCAAGUUAUCGAUUAUGUUGAUUCAAUUAUUCCUGCUGUUAGAAAAGCCUUGGUUGAUGAAUCGAGUGACGUGCGUGAGGCAGCUGCUCAAGCUUUUGAUACUCUUCAGCAGAAUGUAGGGGACAAGGCGAUAGAUGAAAUUCUACCAAAAUUGCUUAAUUCUUUACAAUCUGGAGAUGAAUCUAUAUAUGCUUUAGAAGCUCUUAAAGAAAUUAUGGCCGUACGUGCUAAUGUUGUUUUUCCUGUGCUCAUACCUACUCUUAUACAAAUACCAAUUAACGCAUUUAAUGCUCGAGCUCUUGCGUCAUUGGUAACAGUAGCUGGACCUGCUCUUAACAAACGUUUAGCACAAAUAUUAAGCGCACUUAUGAUAUCUUUGGGUACAGAAACUGAUGAACAUACCAUAUCAGAGUUGAAUGAAACAAAGAAGGCACUGUUACUUUCUAUUGAUAGUGUUGAAGGUCUCCAGACUUUAAUGUCAGUACUUUUUGAAGCGGUAAAAAAUGACGAUCCUUCUUGCCGAGCUGGUGCUUGUGAUAUGCUUACAACUUUUUGUAAUGAAAGUAAAAUGGACUAUUCAAGAUAUAUGACUGAGUGGAUACGUGUACUGAUUUUACUUUUAGAUGAUCGACAGGAAACUGUGGUAAAAGCAGCUUGGAAUGCUUUAUCAGCUAUAAUAAAACCUUUAAAGAAAGACGAAUUAGAACAAUUAGUUAUACCUGUCCGUCGUGCUGUUAAAGGUGUUGGUGUACCUGAUGUGGACCUACCAGGCUUUUGUUUACCAAAGGGGAUUAGCCCUAUUCUUCCAAUAUUUUUGCAAGGUUUAAUGUAUGGUACUGCCGAAAUUCGGGAACAAUCUGCUUUGGGUAUCGGAGAUCUUAUCCAAAAAACUUCGGCUGAAGCACUUCGGCCGUUCGUUACACAAAUCACAGGUCCUCUUAUUCGUAUAAUUGGGGAUCGUUAUCCUCCUCAAGUGAAAGCCGCCAUACUCUACACUUUAAGUCUUUUACUUACUAAAGUUCCUGCUCAUCUUAAACCAUUUAUUCCUCAAUUGCAACGUACUUUCAUUAAAUCUCUUUCUGAUCCUUCAAGUGCUCUUGUCCGUUCAAGAGCGGCAUCAGCUCUUGGUAUUCUAAUCUCAUUGCAAACUAGAGUAGACCCUCUGAUAAUUGAGUUGGUUACUGGCAUCAAAACUAGUGAACCUAAUGUUCGAGAGACAAUGUUAACUGCUUUAGAAAGUGUAGUAAAAAAAGCUGGAUCAGGAAUGAAUGAUACUUCAAAGAAAAGUGUUAUUAAAGUUAUUGUGGAUGGGUUAAGUGAUAAUUCAGAUGGAAUGGUAGUUGGCUCAUCUCGUUUGUUUGGAAGCUUAUGUAAACAUAUAUCUCUACAAGAGGCUAUGCCUAUCAUCUCGACUCACAUUUUAGCUGGAGGUUCCCCAUCUCAAAGUUCUCUAUUGGCAAUCAAUGCAAUACUUGCAGAAUCUUCAAGAAUGUUCUAUGACUUAGAAAAUACACGUGAAGUUGUAGAUAUUAUCGUAAAAGGAUCGGCGAAUAAUCUGCCUAAUAUUGCUGAUACAGCAAUAAUAGCAGCUGGUAAAAUGUUGCUUAUUGAUUUAUAUCACGGAGAAUCCGCGGUUGCUUGCCUUGUUGAAGCACUAGUAGCCAAUAUUUGUGAACCUGCAACACUAUUAGGGGAGACAAAGCGUUUGGCAUUAACUGUCUUCUGUGCAGUUGGAAAAAAAUUUCCACAGAUCCUCGAGCCCCAUUUAUCCAUAAUCAUACCGCCCAUGAUGGUAUGUGUACGUGACCGAGUUGUCCCAGUAAAAUUGGCAGCUGAAUUAGCAUUAGUAUAUGUAUUACAACUAUUAAAAGGCGAAACUAUAUUACAGCAAUAUUUAUCAACAGUUGAUGCAACGACAGCAAAAUCAAUUACAGAUUUUCAUAAACGCGUCUUAACAAAAUUAGUGGUACAAGAACAACAAAAGAUGGAACAAAUUCAAGUAGGAGAUACAAAUGAAAUGGAUGAAGAAGAACAGGAAAUAUGGGCAGUUGGCAAUAUUGGUACUUUUGCUUCGAAUGUAGAUCAAGAAUAG
Molecule: messenger RNA, 8097 nt
Organism: Rhizophagus irregularis DAOM 181602=DAOM 197198
Lineage: Eukaryota; Fungi; Glomeromycota; Glomeromycetes; Glomerales; Glomeraceae
Source: RefSeq, a predicted model, not a curated record